CAUUCACACGUGCUGUUAUCGAGAAACAGAGAAUUUAUUUAUUGUUAAAUUUACUCUUCAGUAUAAAUUAUAGUAAUAUAAUAAAUAUUUAAUUACACAAUACUUAUUAAACGGCCACAAAUUCAAAGUUCAUUAAUCAGGUAUUUCAACCGGUUAUCAAAAUUUAAAGGUUAUCUUAGUCAAUUAUGGCUUUUAAACACAAAAAAUCCAAUAAACUCAUUUUAUCAGACAAAAUCGCCGAUGCUCUAACCAUAAAACCGAGAGCUGAUAUAGAGGAUGAUCAAAUAUAUAAUACUAAGCCUAUCACAGUUUCACGAGAUGAUUUUAGCUCAUCUGGGGAGGAUGAGGCAGUAAUUAGCGAUUUUCGGAAGCAAAACGUUAAUCUUCUCAGUGAUAUUAACAAAAAAUAUGAAGGAAAGGUUGUAUCAAAAAGAGAUAUUGAAUCAGAAGUUUCAGAGUCAGAUAGUGAAGUGGAUCACGGUGAUACUAAUUCUGUAGGAGCAGCAAAUAAUGAAAUAUAUAAUAAUUUGUCCGUGAGUGAUGAUGUAAGUGAUGAUUAUAGCAUAACAAAGGUUAAAAAAAAUUAUAAACAGGAAGAGAGUGAUGUGUCUGAUAAAAGUGAUGAUGACACAGAUGAAGAUGAUGAUGAAAUAGAUGAUGAAUUUGAGAAUGAAGAAGAAGGUAUUGACAUUAGCCAGCUACAAGAACCUGUAAAAGAGGAAUUUGAACAUGUUAAAAAACAAAAUGUGUCUGAAGAGGCAAAAAAAGGUAUAUGUGUAAGAAAUCAACUGUUACUAUGGGAAGGUCUUCUAGAGAUGCGAAUUCAUUUGCAAAGAUGCAUGAAUACAGCAAAUAAAAUGCCUCUGCCGGACACAUAUGACAUGUUGAGAACAAAUAUUGAAUUCUCUGAGGAGAGCAGCAAUACAAUAUCAAAUGUCUCUUCUGUUUUGGAAAAAAUGUUAACUUUGCAGAAUAUUAUGUUUAUGAAGUUUCCAGAAACCAAAUCAAUAAAUCUAAAUCAAAAAAGAGGUACUAAAGAAAGCAGUGUACAACAAGAGAGUGAUGAAGAAAUACCUAGUGAUACUGAUAAUGAGGAAAUCCCAUCAGAUACUGAUGCUGAAGAUAAUGCUGAUGAAAAGCUAAAAGAAAGGUCACCAAUAAAGCAAUCAUCAAAGAAACAAAAGGUUGAUGAAUAUGAAAGUGAUAUUUCCACAUGUCAUAAAGCAUUCAAAUCCUACAGAGAUUCUACCAUACAAAAAUGGAAUGAAAAGACCAGGGUAGCUUCUGCUAUGAGUGUCAAGAAUGCUCCAACAAACACUGUCCUGCAGCAAAUCUCAUAUAUUCUCUCUGAUAUGAAUAAACUUAGAAAAAGAACACAACUUAAGCGUUCUGAUUAUGAUAUCAUAGGUUAUAAAAAAUUGGAAGAACACAAAGAACCGAUUGAUGAUGAACUAAAUGUAAUACAGAGUAGAAAAGAUGAUGAUGAGUAUAUUACAGAGAUUUUUGAUGAUAGUGAUUUUUAUCAUCAGUUACUCAGAGAGUUAAUUGAAUGUAAGUCAGCAGAUGUAACAGAUCCCAUACAAUUAAGUCGACAAUGGAUUGCGUUACAGCAAAUGAGGAGUAAAAUGAAAAGAAAAGUUGAUACAAAAGCAACUAAAGGCAGAAAAAUAAAAUAUGUUGUACAUAAUAAGUUGGUUAGUUUUAUGGCACCGGAGAAAUCAAAGAAAUGGACUGAUGAAAGUACAAGUGAAUUGUACAGUUCAUUGUUUGGAAAAAUGUUUGAACAAAACAAUGUUGGCUUAAAUAUUGAUUUACUUGAGAAGAAUUAAAACUUAUUAUUGAUAUUGA
Messenger RNA from Leptidea sinapis, 1848 nucleotides. RefSeq names its product protein AATF (gene Aatf). Gene Ontology annotation, biological process: regulation of transcription by RNA polymerase II. Lineage: Eukaryota; Metazoa; Arthropoda; Insecta; Lepidoptera; Pieridae. The coding region runs from base 186 to 1829 and encodes 547 amino acids. The transcript has 3 exons. Gene Ontology annotation, cellular component: nucleus; nucleolus. The record is from RefSeq and is a predicted model, not a curated record.